GGAGAGCUGGUAGCUGGUGUGUAAAACUGCAGAGAUGCGCUGCAUUGAAAAACAAGGAAAAGGCGGUGGAAAGUAGCCGUUAAAUGGAUAUAACCGUCUGACAUGCACCGAGACGCCGAGAGAGUCCGUUUCCGCUGAGCAUUUCGGGGCUAACCCCCUCCUAGUGCCAGGGUAGCUCGGGUCGCGGUGCAUCGAUCCAGGACACACUCGGGAGCGGUCCCGUCAUGGGGAACGAGGCGAGCCUAGAAGGCGGCGAAGGCCCGCUGUCGGGGCUGCCGGAGGGUCUGGCGCCCGACGGGGCCGGCGGUUUCGUGCGUGUCCCCGGCGGAGCUCCGGUGGACCUGGCGGAGCUGAGCGAGGAGCAGCGGAAGCAGCUCGCCGCGGUGAUGUCAAGGGCGCAGGGCAGGCAGCCUGGGGGUUCAGCGGCCGCACGAAGGGGCCCGACAGGCCUCAGUAAGAGUCGCACUGUAGACGCCUUCAACCAGAGUCCCCUUGGCAGGCCCUCGACAGGCCGUAGCCCCUCGUCCCUCAACCUCUUUGAGUCCCGAUUCCGGCAGGAGCCUAAGGACCCUGAGAGCAAGCCGUCCGGCAUGUUUGGCUCCAGCUUUCUCAGUGGGGCCAACCCCCUCAGCGCUGUUUCCUCCAUGACCUCCUCCGUCUCAUCCUCCAUCUCCUCAAUGGGUGACGCUGUCAACAUCCCCAAAUUCGGACUUUUUGGAGAUGAGGAGGAAGGAGCUACACCUGAAGCCAGACCGACAGGGAAACAACAAGCCAAGGGUCCUCAGCAAGGAUCAGGUCCUAAGGGGCCACAGCAAGGGGCACCCCAGAAUCAGGGUCAAGGCCCUCCUGGACAGGGGCCUAAGCAAGGGAAAGGACCACAAGGCCAGGGGCCCAAAUCAGCUCAGGGACCUCCUGGACAGGCUCCCAGGCAAGGCCACGGACAGCCAGGACAAGGGCCUCCAGAAAAACAGGGCCCCAGACAAGGUCAAGGACCACCAGCUCAGCAAGGACCUAAACAAAGUCAAGGCCCACCCAGUCAGCAAGGACCCAGACAAGAUCAAGAACCACCAGAUCAACAAAGACCUAAACAAAGUCAAGGCACACCUAGUCAGCAAGUACAGAGACAAGGUCAAGGCUUACCUGGUCAGCAAGGACCCAGACAGGGUCAGGGCUCACCAGAUCAGCAAGGACCCAGACAGGGUCAAGGCCCACCAGGUCAGCAAGGACCUAAACAAAGUCAAGGCCCACCUAGUCAGCAAGGACCUAGACAAGGUCAAGAACCACCAGGUCAGCAUGGACCUAAACAGAGUCAAGGCCCACCUAGUCAGCAAGGACAGAGACAAGGUCAAGACCUACCUGGUCAGCAAGGACCCAGACAGGGUCAAGGCCCACCUGGUCAGCAAGGACCCAGACAGGGUCAAGGCCCACCUGGUCAGCAAGGACCCAGACAGGGUCAAGGCCCCCCAGGUCAGCAAGGCCCCAGACAAGGCCAAGGCCCACCAGGUCCGGGUGCAAAACAGACACAAGGUGGUCCUCCACAGCCAAAAGAACCUGCAAAGCCUGGACCUAAUCAGCAGGGAUCAGCAGGCUCUGGCGCUCAUCCUGGAAAGCCAGCCAGGAAUCCACAAGGGCCUGGGAAUCCUGGAGGUGGGCUCUGUCCACUGUGUAAGACCACCCAGCUGAACACGGGCUCUAAGGACCCCCCAAAUUACAACAACUGCACCGAGUGCAAGAACCAAGUUUGCAGCCUGUGUGGAUUCAGCCCCCCGGACUCAGCGGGGAAAGAAUGGCUAUGUCUCAACUGCCAGAUGCAGCGAGCCAUGGGGGGCAUGGACCCCCCUGGCAUAAUGAAGCCCAAACAAGGUUCAGCUCCACCCUCGCCGCAGAAACAGGCGGCAGGCAAGCCUGGCAAGCUUCUCAUCAAGCAGCAAAGUACCACCGAACAUGGCUUAACACCACCAACAACUCCAAGGCAGAAAUCCCCAAGCUCUCCAGGACCGCUUUCCCCGGGUUCCUCAUUGGGAGGCUCCCCCAAGAUUGACCCCAAGACUGGCCGCCCUAUCCAGCAGAAGUCCAGCCCGCAGCAAUCACCGGCUAAAGCCAAACAAGAGUCCAGCUUCUUUGGGGGGUUUGGAGGUAUCAGUUUUGGAGGUUUGAGCGAUUCAGCCAAGCCAACUGCGGCUUCAUCACAAGCAGCUGAGUCCGUCACUGGCAAACUGUUUGGAGGUUUUGGUGGAUUGAUGGAGUCAGCCAAGCCUCAGGCGGCUCCAAAGCAGGAGGAGUCUGUGACUGGGAAACUGUUUGGAGGUUUCGGAGGUUUGUCGGAGGCAGCGAAACCACCAGCCGCCGCCUCUCAGAUGUUCACCUUCGGGUCGUCGCUCUUGAACACGGCCACCAGUCUCGUUACUGGAGAGGAAGAGAAGGCGGCAGACUCUCCACCGGGGUCGCCAGCAGACUCGGGCCCUGGGUCCUUGCCAGAUUCUCCCUUCUCCGGUCCCGGCUCUCCCCCCGAUUCGGAUUCUGCGCCUGACACCCCGCCAGCUAAAUCCAAGAAGGCACAGAGGACCUUGUCUGUGGAGCGUGAGGCAGCUGACAAGACACCCGAAACUAAGGAAAACUGUCCUUUGUGUAGCGUGGAGCUGAACGUGGGAUCAUCAGAAGCGCCCAACUUCAACCUCUGCACAGAGUGCAAGAAGAUUGUGUGCAACCUUUGUGGAUUCAACCCCACUCCUCACUUAGGAGAGAAAGAAUGGCUUUGCCUCAACUGUCAAACAAGAAGAGCCAAUCAGUUGGAUGAUGUGCUACCACUGGCGACGACUUCCCCAAAGAAGCUACCACCUCCUAUCACUCCCGAUCCCUCCUCCACCUCUGCCCCUGCUGCUGUAGUUAGCAAACCCGUAGUAGAAGACCAAACCCCGCCAGCCCCUGAGACUAAGGUAGAAGCUACACCUUCACUGAUAUUGCAUGACCACAACAAGCCACUCUCUGUUAACCAAGAAAAAAUCUUAGACCGAUCGCUAUCAGCCGAAGCUGACAUCUCAGAGGCUGUAGCUUCUAUUGUACCUAAAGUUAAAGAACAGCAGCAACCUGGCUCUGACAUUGAAAAAUCUGAUGCUAAGAAAAAUACCGCCAAAGCAAUCCCAGUUGUUGAGAAAAGUAAUUCGAACUCAGACAUAGCAGUCCCUGUAGAUAAAUAUAAGACACAAAAUGAUAUUGAAACAGCAGCAGCCGAGGGAAAUCCAAGUUCCCCUGAACAGGUGAUGGAGAACUUUUCUGAGGUCCCUGAUUCAAGUAUUAAUGAGGCGACGACACCCACAAACGUAGAAAAAGACACAAAUCUCUCUAUAGGCCAGAGUGACUUGACCAGUAGCGAAACUAAUCAACUAGAGCCACCUCAAUUGGAUUCAAAAACAACAAAACAACUCCAAAAUGAAGUGUUGGAUUUAAGUGAGGUGCCUCCUAUAGAUGAGUCAACUCCACAAAAUCAGAUGGUGGAUUCUGCUUUGAACGUAGACUCUACAAAUAUCACUCAAAAAUCUGAGGCUGAAAGUGUUGACAAUACAGGUGAACUCAGCGCAGAACCUGAGCCAACUGUAGAGACGCCACCAAGCAAAGAGGAUGCUCCUGUUGACUUUCUCGCGAAUGCACCUCUGUUAGCUAAAACUGAGCCUGCUAAACAUGAGAUGCAGGAAACAGAGUCUGAUCCAUCAAAACACAUAGAAUCGAUCAGUAAUCAAGCAGAGACGAGUCAGGCUGAUCAAUUAGGAUUUGUAGAAAAACAGCAGGAGCCCGAAAAUAAGUUACUUGCUGUUUCUCAAAAUGAAACCACUGCUGUUGAAAAUGCACCACUGACUAUAGCUGCUGAUCCGGAAGUAUCUGUCCAAGGCGGUGCGGAAAAGUUAGCUGAGUUGGAGACAGUAAUGGACACUAUCAUAGUGAUGCAGGAAACAGAGUCUGAUCCAUCAAAACACAUAAAAUCGAUCAAUAAUCAAGCAGAGACAAGUCAGGCUGAUCAAUUAGGAUUUCUAGAAAAACAGCAGGAGCCCAAAAAUAAGUUACUUCCUGUUUCUCAAAAUGACACCACUGCUGUUGAAAAUACGUCACUGACUAUAGCUGCUGAUCCGGAAGUAUCUGUCCAAGGCGGUGCGGAAAAGUUAGCUGAGUUGGAGACAGUAAUGGACACUUUCAUAGAAGAAACAAAUACUAAAAAGGAGACUUCGGAAAGAAAAAACGAGAAGCCAGCUGUUGAGAUAAAGUGUGAUGACUUUGCAGAGGUAAAUAAAAAAAAUGUCUUGGAGACAGCCGGCGAGGAGAAAGCUGAUCAAAUAAGUUCUGUUGAACAAACUGACAAGAUAAAGGCAAUUGAGCAGAAACUUCUUAAUGAGCUGGGUUCUGCUGAAACAGUACCAGGAAACAAUAAUAUUGACACUCAAAAUGAGCCUGAGCUUCAAGAGGUAGAGCAAGAAACAAAUCACAAGCUACCUUCUGCUCAAGAGAGCUUUGUUCAAACAGCUUCACCGCCAGAGACGUCAACAGAGACAGAGAAAGAUGGCAAUGUCUUGCUAAAAGAGCAUGAUGAUUAUAAAAAAGCUGUGGUUCCAAAUUCUAAAGAUUGUGAAAAGGUCAGAACCAAACAGUUAAUUCAGAGUGAGAUCUUAGUUUCUCCCUCAGCUGCCAUUAGUCAGAUGCAAGUCAGCAAUAAAACCCUCAAGGAGAAAGUAAUCCCAGAUACAAACAGUAUUGGUGAAAAUGUUACACAAUGUCAUAAGGAAGCACUCGACAUAGUGGAAAAACACUCUGCCUUUGAGAGUGACGCAAACAAAAACAGUGUUGGCUCAUUACCUGCCACAAGCGAUAUUCAGGAAUCUAUUUCAGUAUCAGAGGCGAGCGUAGUCGGCGCCAAAGAUGGCACAGCAGAGAUUGGAGCAGGGAAUAACGUCACAUCACAGAACAACAAAGUGUUAGAUGAAGGUGUUGAAAAUAGCAAUGCUUCUAUAUUAGUAGAUUCAGCCCCUGUAGCAAAACCCCAUAUUGUAGACUUUGUAGAUUGUGAGCAGAACACUGAAGACGCUAGUUCGAUGGAGAAAAAGGUGGGCCAAACUGAACUUCAGGGAAAGCAGUGUGAAGAAGAUGCAAUGCAUGAGGUCAAGAAGAUUGGGACCCUAAAGGAGCCCGCAGAAAGAGAAAGGGCCACCAGUGAGUGCAGUGCUACCAGCCCCUCAGACCUGGCAAAGCUAGAAAGCACAGUUCUACCCAUUCUUGAGGCACAAGCAAAGGGUGGCAAUCAAACAGACACAUUAAAGACCAGACGUAAAUUAGACGUCCUUCCUCUGUCACCUGACUCCCCUUGCUCAGAAGAUGACAGAGAACUUGGCAAAACCAACGCAAAGAAAAAGCUCCUGGUACCGCUGGACGUCAAGGUGGAUUCUCUGGAUGAUAGCAGCGAAAGCUUUGGAAAAGAAAGUCCAAUAUCGGGCGAUGACGAGGACUUCAUCCGCAAACAGAUCAUAGAAAUGAGUGAAAAUGAGGACGCCUCACCGUCCGAUGAGGAGAACCCAAUAAAGCAAAAAAUCAGAGAGGAUGAGAGGAAAAAAGUGGAGCGUAAGAAAACUGCUCCUUUGGAGAGGAGUGCAUCAGGAAAAGCCAAAAGGCUAACCAAGAAGAACUCUGUAUGUCCAAAUGAUGAUGAAGAUGAAGAACUGCAGAGCUCUCCGAAAAAAGCUGAAGUAGUGGAGGCAGCAGAGAUAAAAGAAGAGGAAUUUCAUCCGGCCACCGCAGUUCGUUUAUUUCCAACAAUGGAGCUGAAUACAAGCAGCAGCCCUGUGUGUAUAACUAAUGUUGAGCUAGACCUUGAGAUGGAAUGUCUUACGGAUUCACCAGAUGAUCGAUCCAAAGGAGAGGGGUCAUCAAGUCUACACGCGUCCAGCUUUACACCCGGGACAUCCCCAACAUCUGUGUCUUCACUGGAGGAAGACAGCGACAGCAGCAGUCCCAGCUAUGUCCGCUCUGGUGAGAGCAGGCAACAUAGAAAAGCCAAACACAGACAGCCUGGACAGAUGCUGCCUACUAUUGAAGACUCGUCUGAAGAAGAAGAGAUGCGUGAAGAAGAAGAGCUACUCAGGGAGCAGGAAAAACAAAGGGGAUCUGGUAAAAAAUCCAAAAAAGACAAAGAGGAGGUUCGAGGCCAGAGGAGGCGUGACCGUUCGAAGACGCCCCCAAGCAACCUUUCCCCUAUUGAAGAUGCUUCGCCAACAGAAGAACUGAGGCAAGAGGCUGAGAUGGAGGAAAUUAGGCGCUCCUCCUGCUCUGAUUUCUCCCCUAGCAUUGAAUCGGACCCUGAAGGGUUUGAAAUCCACGCUGCAAAAAUUGCAGCAGUUCAGAAAACAUACAAAUUACCCAUGUCUGUAUCCCUUCACUCUCCAACAGAAGUUCUAAACACAGAUAAAACGAAAAAAACUCUUAGAUCUGCUGAUGAAGCGUAUGAGGAAAUAUUGCUGAGGGCUAAGUCUCCUACAGUUGAAAAUAUUGAGCUACAACCAGGAAAGGAGUCUCUUUAUGGAGGUCUGCUCAUUGAAGAUUAUGUGUUUGUCGAAAACUCAACAGGUGACGUUGGAGAGACAGAAAAGAUGAACGUUCCUGCUGAGCCGAAAAAGCUGAGAUCGCCAGAUGAAGUUUAUGAAGACAUGAUGAAGAAAAGGAAGGAAUUCAUGAAACUAGAACAGGAAUAUCACAAUAUGCAACCACAAAUAGGAAGCACAAACCCAGAAAUUGUUUUGCAGCCUGCUGACAAUACUUCAUCCAACAUCAGUCAAGUAACUCUGGGAAAGGAUGAAAAACCAUUGUUGGAUGCUGACACCGCAUACGAGGAACUCAUGAAGAAAGUCCUGACUCCUGGAACAAGUCCGACUUUACAAGAGUCAGAAAUGGAUGCCACCUCAUCCAGAAGGGCUCUUUAUCCAAUCCCAGACCUAAGAGUCACACAGUGUUCCUCAGGAGAGUUAUCCUCUGACGAAGAGAGUAUCAUUAAAAAGGAGGAAGUUAAAUCAGACAUGACUGUGGAAACUACUACUGCUCCAUCAGAUGAGCAAACACACCCCCCCGUUACAGCAUCCCAAACUGACAUUGUUGACCUGUCAAGUCCAAUUCCAAUGAUAUUAGACCCUGUUACUGCAAGUGUGACCACCUUGCCCACAGUCCCCCAGUAUGCACAGGGUACUCCUAGCAUCAUUACAACCGCCCCACCUGUUCCCCCUAAACCAAAUGUCCUGCGCCGGGCUAGUUCUCAGGAAAAAGCAGAUGUUGAACCACCACUGCCUCCUCCUACACCACAAAAACCUACAGUGUUUCCCAGGAAACCUCCAGUUCCACUCCCUCCUCAGGCUUCAGCUACUCAAGCAAGGCCAGAGACUGCUACCACGACUUCACAAGCAAAACAAUCAUUUACACCGACAUACAAACCCCAUGUUCCACCUCCUGUUCCCCCAAAACCCUCAAUUCCUUCUGGGAUUGGGGAAGGCACCAGGCCAAUACAUGUCAAACCACCAAUUGCACCGAAACCUUCCUCGCAGCCCCCCUCACCUGCACUUGGUCCACAUCCACCAAGACCGACCAUGCUGACCACAUGCUCCUCUGACAUAGCUUUGAAUCUCAGUCCCUCAUCUGAGAGCAAGCAAAGUCAACCCUCACCAAAGUCCCCUACUUCCCCAAGAUAUACGAGGAAUCUUCGCGAUACAUACGUGGUCAUCACACUCCCCUCCCAGCCAAGCUCUCCAGUCGAUGGCAUUUCAACUCAAGCCCCCUCUGACCCUGGCCCAGCAUCUCCUUCUAACCAAGCUCAGCACCAAAGCGAUCAUCAAACACAGGCUCAAUCGCAGCAGUCACCCCCUCCUCAUACAACUAGAAUGCCUCUAGCUUACACUCGAGUCAUUGAAUCUAUUGAAAGCCAAGAGAUAUGUAGCCCAGAAAAACAUGUAUCGAGCUCUUGCCACAUCAUCGAGGCUGUCACGGCCUCUGCACAGCUUCCUGUGGUAAUGCCAAACCUAAUCUCUCAAUUGGUUACCACUGAGUUGCAAAGAACUACAGUCUCGGUUGUGCACGAAAGGACGCCACCACCUGUGCCAGCUCCAAGGGCAAACGGAGUACCGAUUUCACUAGAGAAACACAAGACGCCAUUGCUUGCGCAGAAUGGUCAGAUAGUCUUGCCUGCUGAUGUAGUUGAUUUGAGGACUAUGAAGGUGGACGCAGAGUCGGACAUGAGCGGAGUAGAUUUGUCUUCUGGCCCAGACUCAAGACGGCAGUCUUUUGCUGCUGAUGCCAGUCGCCAGAGCAGUGCAGUGCAGUCGCCUGUUGUCAACCUGAGCACUGAAUCCUCCACUGUCUCAAUCAUGACUGAUAGCAUCACCAUUGUGACCUGCGCUGCUACCAUCCAAAAGUGUGAUAAUUUAGAAACCUCUAAAGCAUCUUCAAUUCCCUUACAGCUAACAAAAAACAAAGUAUUCGAACCAGUCUCACAAAUUGUGUACCGCUCCGUGGACUCUCAGCCUCCCGCUCAUUCUGGUGAGAUCCCAAUUAAUCUCACAGUUGGAUCUAGUACAGGUGGUGGAACCUUCCAAACACAACCUGUAUUCUCUGAACUUAACUCUAUUGCUGGUUGUGUUGCUAAUGGACUAACGGCAGGCACAACAUCAAUUGCAGGAGCUGUCGACUUGAGCACUGCAAAACCAUUUAAUACCGUAGUAUCAAUGGAUUCCGUUUCUACAGAGGUCGUCACAGCGGUGAUUGCAGAAGAGGACGGCAAACCAGUUGAUCUGACCGCAGGGAAAAGAGCAGUAUGCUGUGACGUUGUGUACAAGCUCCCCUUUGCUGGAAGCUGCACCGCACAGCAGCCCACAACACCUUUGCCCGAAGACCGUUUUGGAUAUCGUGAUGACCACUACCAGUAUGACCGCUCGCCAUAUGGCAUGAGGGGCUUUGGUGGCAUCAAACCGUCAAUGUCAGACACCAACCUGGCAGAAGCUGGCCUGUUCUUUUACAAGAGUAAGAACAGCUAUAAUUUCAGUGGCACCACAGACGGUGCGGUAGAUCUUUCCUCUACAAAGAUGUCUGAUGCAGGUGAAGCAGUUGACUACUCCAAGAAAGGGAUUUACGCAGGAAUGACAAUCCCUCCUUAUUCCCAAGCCAGAGUGACAAGUGGUGUUGGGACUCUCUUUGGUACAAGUAGUGUCUUGAGGUCAUCAAAUGGGGUGGUUUAUUCAUCUGUUGCUGCACCAAUUCCAUCUACAUAUGCAAUAACAACUCAACCAGGGUCCAUAUUUUGCACGUCGUACAACAGUCAAUCGAGUAUACAUACCAGCGAUACCAUGCCUUCGCUGUCGAACCUGCAGAAUUUGCCAUUGACACGAUCCCACAGUUUCCUGUCUACUGUCUCCAUUACUACAGCCACAGAGCAAGGCGAUACCCCUCUCAAUCUAGAGCUAACUAGUGUUAAUUCUGUCACCAAAGCAACAACCUCUUUAACCCUUGACACCUAUACGGAUGCAUCCCUCGAGGCAAUCGCUGCGUCAUUGGAGGCUCUUUCCUCACCCAUGGUUCCCGGAGAUGGUCAGUAUCAAGCAGAGCGUGAAAGGCUAGAAAUGGAGAAACUCAAGCAGCAGCGCCUUGCUGAGGAGCUGGAAUGGGAGCGCCACGAGAUUCAACGUUUUCGUGAGCAAGAGCAGCUGCUGGUGCAGAAGGAGCUGGAAGAGCUGCAGGUCAUGAAGCAGCAGAUCUUGACUCAGCAGGAAGAUGAAAGGCAAGCUCACCUAAUGAUGCAAAAAGAAACCUAUGCUCAGCAACAGCAGCAGCUUGAGCAAAUUCAAAGACUCCAAGAACAACUCCGUAUGCAGCUGGAGGAGCAAAAGCUUCGUCAGAUGUAUCCAGGUGGAGACAUGCUAGGAAACGGCAUCCAAGAGGCCGUUGUCUUGGGUCCUGACGGCACAGUGCUGUCGCGAAAGAUCACAGACAGUGGGUGCCAAACAGAUGAAGAGGAUGAGACACUAAACAAAGCAUACACGUCAGGGAGGAAAAAGAAGAGCAUCAAAAAGAGUGUUGACAGUUGUGUGCAGACUGAUGAUGAGGAUCAAGAGGAAUGGGAGUCUCAGAGAAGCCGACAGAACCGACCACGUACUGCCAGGGGAGAUAGGGCAGGCCAAUCUGAGAUAUCUCUUCAAGCCCACACUGAGAUUUCUAUACAAACAGACACAGAUGGAAAUAUCAUAAUGGACACGAGAAUGGAACUCUCUGACUCUGAAAGGACCUCGCCGAAGAAAAAACUCACACCCUUGGAGAUCGGUCUUUCUAACCUCAAAGCUGAGUCAUCCAUGCUUCAAGCACCACCUAAAUCCCCCAAUGUGCUCUACUCUCCCUUAUCGCCCUGCAUUUCACCCAGCAAAUCACUUGAGUUUGUAUCUUAUGAUAAAUCACUGGGUGAUAAAAGUCCUCAGAAGCUAAAGGGAAGCAUAGACCCUUUAAAUGUCUCUCCAGGAAGUCCAAGGGGGCCAAAGCCAAUGCAGAGAUCUAUGUCCGACCCCAAACCCAUGAGUCCAACAGGAGAAGACAGGAUAACAUCUGGUAACCAGUACAGUGAAACUGAGAGAGGCUCAGUUGGUACACCGACCGGCACUCAAAAGAAAGUGAAAAGGACUCUUCCCAACCCUCCCUCAGAUGAUGAGUCCACAGCCAGUGGUCAGACAGCAUAUAGUACCGGUUCCGCUCGCCGAAGAAUGUGCCGCAAUUCAAACAUGGCACGCGCCAAGAUCCUGCAAGACAUAGAUCGUGAGCUCAAUAUGGUAGAGCGUGAGUCGUCCAAACUCCGUAAAAAACAGGCAGAGCUGGACGAGGAGGAGAAAGAGAUCGAUGCCAAGCUAAGGUACUUGGAGAUGGGCAUUAAUCGGAGGAAAGACGUCCUGCUGAAGGAGCGGGAAAAGCGAGAGAGGGCUUAUUUACAGAGUGUGGCUGAAGACAGAGAUUAUAUGUCGGAUAGUGAGGUCAGCAACAUCCGAGAGGCAAGAGGUGCACAUGGAGAUGGUGAAGAUGAGGAAUUAGACACCCAUGGUCUUGAACGUCCAAGAACGGCACCUCAAUCAGAAUUGGACGACUUUGUUCCACCUCAAACCAAACAUGAAUAUGGAAAAUACACUCAGUACCAAUACUCUCAGGGCCAAUUUCAGCAGUCACUCUACCAGACCCCCCAGUCCUACCAGUCUCAUUCCAUCUACUCAUCUGUGCCCUCACUCACCAGCUCCCAGCAGCAAAGUUACCAUCAGAUGCUCCUGCUGCAGCAGAAAGCUGCCAGACAAGCUGCUCUACUCUCAGAACUAGAUGCCACCAAAUAUGACGUCAUCAGCCGCCAGCCUGAUCCCACAUCUUCGUCUUACCUCGGUGUUAAAUAUGACAAAUAUGGUAACCACCUGGACCUCAGAGCCUUGGAGGUAGGGAGUAUAGCAGGUAGCCCAAUGUCAACUGUGUCUGAUUCCUACUACAGCGACCUUGAUCACCACACACCAAGGAGCUACCUACUACUGGAAGAUGCUGCAGAGCUAGCUAAGAGCUCCACCGGUCUUUCUGCAUCGUAUAGUCUUGCUGAAAGAGAGCUGGCCAAAGCAGAGAAGCUGCUGCAACGGAGCGCUGCUGACCUUGGAUCAACUGAUUAUCUCGGGUCCAGCUCCAGGCUGCAUACGUAUGGAAAAACCCCGGAUGAAGAUGAUCCAAUGGAGGAACCCUAUGAGCUGAAGCUCCUAAAGCAGCAGCUCAAGCAAGAAUUCAGGAGAAGCACAAGUGGGACAGAGAGCUUGGACCCACUGACAGGUCUCUCCCAACACUACUAUACACCAAGUUCUGGUGUCUCCAGUUACUCUCAAAGACACUAUCCAAAGACGGAUAAGUACAGCAUCAGUCGAUUGACUCUGGAAAAGCAGGCGGCUAAACAACUUCCAGCAUCAAUGUUGUACCAAAAACACAAGACUCCAUUAUUAGAACCGAAUACUUCCACCAAGUACUCAAUUACUGAGAGCAGAGGUCUGGAUAUGGAUUAUACCAGCUAUUUGGGUUCUACUAGUGGUUCCCCAAGAUCCAGUCGACUCAUGCAGGAUGAGAUUACCUUUGGCCUUCGCAAGAAUAUCGCAGAGCAACAAAAAUACUUAGGCUCUACUUUGGGAGCUAACUUGGCUGGUUCGCUAAACCUGGGCCAGAGCAUGGGCUUAGACUCUGCUUAUCCCAGUGGUAGUCGUUCGAGACCUUCAUCUAGGCCUACGUCCUGCUAUGGCCUGGACUUGUCCAUCAAAAGAGACCCUUCCAGCUCCUCUCUGAGACUCAAAGGUGACGGCGAAGCCUCCUCAGAAGGGCCUAGUUUCCAAACACCCUCCGGUCGCACCAAACCCACCAGCCUGCCAAUCGUGCAAAGCGGGCGAGGGAGAAUACCCAUUGUGGCGCAGAACUCUGAGGAAGAAAGUCCACUGAGCCCCGUUGGGCAGCCUAUGGGCAUGGCUCGUGCUUCAGCGGGACCUCUGCCGCCCAUCUCGGCCGACUCCAGGGACCAGUUUGGUUCUUGCCUGUCGUUGCAGGACUCACAGCAGCAGCAGCAGCAUAUGAGAGAGGAAGCAAGCAGGGGUAGAGGGUAUGUGCUGCUGGAUGAUCUUCAGGGCACCAUGUCAGAUAGUGAAGCCCUAAGUGAUUCCCUGAUGCCUUUGAGCAGAGACGAUGCGGCCAAGGCCUACCACCUGAGACGAGAAGAGACCGACUGGUUCGACAAGCCCAGGGAUGGACGCUCGGAUAACGGACAGGAGAAGAGACAGGGUAAAGGCCCCUACUAUCCCUUCUCGCACCUAAGGGUCAAGCUGCAGAGAGAUCCUAAAGACCGCAGUGUCUCAGGGAACGGGCUGGGUAUCCGUGUGGUUGGCGGCAAAGAGGUGCCUGGCAGCAACGGAGAAAUCGGAGCCUACGUUGCCAAAGUUUUACCAGGUGGAGCCGCUGAACAAACGGGAAAAAAUCUUGAAGGAAUGCAAGUCUUGGAGUGGAAUGGCGUCAUCCUGACGGGGAAAACUUACGAAGAGGUGCAAGGGCUCGUGGGCCACUCAUGCAGUGAGGCGGAAAUGUGCGUCAGGCUGGAUCUCAACAUGCUGGCAGAGUUUGAAGGAUCCGAGCACCUGGACUUCCAGGAACACAGCAAAACUGAAAGACCGCCAAGAUCUCCAGGAGUGGACCCCAAGCAGCUGGCGGCCGAGCUACAAAAGGUCUCCCAACAGCAGGCUCCGUCCUCCUCGGCCACCUCCAGCCCUGCCCAUCCGGGCUCGCCGUCAGUCAGCAAGAAACGCCACAGUAGCAAGGCUGCAGAUGGAAACAAGACCCCUUCCCACCCCAUCACUGGUGACAUACAGCUUCAAAUCCACUACGACAAGCAGAUGGGUAACCUGAUCGUCCACGUCCUGCAAGCGCGAAACCUUGCCCCGCGUGACAACAACGGCUACUCAGAUCCCUUUGUCAAGGUCUACCUCCUGCCGGGGAGAGGUCAGGUCAUGGUUGUCCAGAACGCCAGUGCUGAGAACAAGAGGAGGUCAAAACACGCGGGCAAGAGCCUUAAUCCUGAGUGGAACCAGACUGUCAUCUACAAGAACAUCCACCUGGAGCAGUUGAGGAAGAAGACCCUCGAAGUGAGCGUGUGGGACUAUGACAAGUGUUCCUCCAAUGAUUUCCUGGGAGAGGUCCUCAUAGACCUGUCCGACACAGCCCAGCUGGACAACGUUCCCCACUGGCUCCCCCUCAAGCCACAAACUGAGAGCGACCACCACCGGCGCUCCCACCAGAGCCGACACAGCUCCUCCAAAGCGUCCUCGCAGCACUCGUCCCCCAAGACCGCAGGCUCCGCCCCUGACCAGGACUCCCCCAAGUCGUCGGUGAUCAAAAGCCGGAGCCACGGCAUCUUUCCGGAUCCGGCAAAAGACAUGCAGGUGCCCCCCCUCGAGAAAUCUCGCAGUAGCCCCGCCACAUCCAAGCCUUCCCCGUCCGAAGGCCAGAGUCAAAGCCCCCGCCACGGACAUGCGCAACACUCUCACUCACGCACCGCCAAAGGUGCCGCAUGGCAACGCCAUCAGGAGGGCCCUCAGCAACGCCUCCAACCAAGUAAACCAAGACGCCAGCGCCCCGGCCACCACAGGCACAGCGUUGAGGGUGUGCUCACCAUUCAGAGAGCUCAGUCUGAUUGGCUGCCCGCACUGCCGUCGCUGGCGCCGGCCAAUGGGAGCAGAGCGGACAGCAGACCCCCGACCCUCAGGAAGGCCGUGUCGGAGGAAAGGCCGACCGUCGCCCGAGCGCGGUCCAGCUACAGGUCAGGAGACGGCCCCGUCACCGCCGCCUCCUUGGACAGUGGCCUGAGCGGCAGCGCCUACAGCCUGUUGGACGAGGACGCAGAACUGAACGAGGUGGACAGCGCUAUCUUCCAGGUGCCGCGACUUGGGAAGAUUCCUAAUGGUACGGAUGGGAUGAAAUCAUCUAUGAUUGAUUCUGAUGGUAAGUCUCAGGUGAUGGGAGAGAUCAAGAUCGCUCUGAAGAAGGACGUGAGGACAGAAGGAGACCAGCUGGUCCUGGAGAUCCUUCAGUGUCGUAACAUCACAUACAAGUUUAAAACUGCAGACCACCUGCCUGACCUCUACGUGAAGCUCUACGUGGUCAAUAUCGCCACCCAGAAAAGGAUCAUCAAGAAGAAGACACGGGUGUGUCGUCACGAUCGCGAGCCGUCCUUCAACGAGACCUUUCGCUUCUGCAUGAACCCCGCCGGACACUCCUUACAGCUCUUCCUGGUAUCCAACGGCGGCAAGUUCAUGAAGAAGACGCUGAUCGGCGAGGCCUACGUGUGGCUGGACAAGGUGGACCUGCGUAAGCGUGUGGUGAGCUGGCACAAGCUGCUCGCCAGCACCGCUCAGAUUCACUCGUAGUAGGCGGCGCUCGCCUGGGUGUGUUUAGCCGUUUAUUUUUAGGCGUGGACGGAAAAAUCGGCAAAGUUAUUACAGGAAGUAGCGAGGGAGGAACAGGAACAGGAAGUGUCGACAGGAUGGCCCAAUCAAGCAGGUACAACAACACACGCUAAAUACAGGGAUACACAUGCUACAUGCUACAUGCUAAUUCAUCCCAGCAUUUUACCAAUGAUUCUUUAUUUUUCUAUUAUGAUAGAUAAUCCGUUCUUCAUGUCUGUACGAAGCAGUAUAUUUGAUACACACACACACACACACAAUCUCACACACACACUACCUAGCAUUCUACGCCGCUUGUUCACUUUAAACAGAGUUUUAUCAAAAGUCGCAUUUCUUUAUUAGCAUUAUACUGAAUUGGAGCCUUUGUGACGUGUGUGCACGUGUCAGUCAGUCUGGUUCACACACUGUACAUAGAAAAUCAUUUAAUAGAUCCAUAUAUAGAUAUAUAUAAAUUAUAUUUAUCACAGACAAUCAAGUCUUGGUGAUUGUUUUUAUUUCUCCACAACAAAAGCUUUUAUCUUGUGUGUUACUGCGCUUUUUUUUUUCUUUAGCGCUUUUUCCUCCUUGAAUGUAAAUUAUGAGAUCCACUCUCUCCCGACAGAUAUAGGAUAAUAUAAUAUUAUAUCAUAGCAAAUUUUAUUAUAAAAAGUAUGUUUGUUCAUGUGGUUUCUAUGCAGUAAUCAUAGCCAACGUGUCUCCAUGUUUUCACCAGACUGAAAUGUGACACAUUUAAAAUGUUUAAAACAUGUUUUCCUAAUUAAUUUGCACUUCUUUAUAGUAUUUUUUUCAUGUGUUUAGUUUUUGUUUUGUAAUUGAAUUUUGUGUUAUUUAUUCUCCGUGCAGGAGUGUUUACAGGCGUCGUAAAUCAUCAUGUCAUAAUAAGCUUUUGUAAAUGUCUCGUUUUAUGUUUGGAAACUCAGCGACUUUUUCCCGUUUACAAAAAAAAGAAAAAGUAUUAUUCCGAUUAAAAAGCGCCUAGUCGUUUUUUCCAGCCUCAUUUCGAGCGAUGACCAAAAAGACACACCGUUUAUCCCGCUUGUGGUUUUCAUGUCCGCGUGAGUGUUUUUUAUGACAUGGUUUGAAGUCCUUUUGCGUGUCACCGGCUCACAAACACAAAGGUGUAACAUCCCAGCCGUGUAAAUACAUCACCUUUUUUAAAACAGCGGGGUUAGGAGCAAAAGGUCCUUCGGAGGACCAUGUGAAAAAGACACAAUUUUAGAAAAAAAAAAAAAAGGUGGUGAUGUUUUCAGUUGUUUUCUGGAUGUACAGCGCAAACUAACCACACGAAGGCAGUGCAGUCUUCAAUGUGCUCACUCUGGAUGUUGCAUGUUUCGUUGGUGGCUCAUAAUAUUUUUGUGUCCGGAUUACGAUUAGAAAAAAACUAGAAAAAGAAGAUGAAGUGUCUAGAACUAUUGAGCGGGAGCAGGGAGGGGAGGGGGGGGGGUUUAUUCAUGAUUAUGAUAUGCUGACUGUACAAAGAUGAUGCUCGUCUGUUUUGUUUUUCACUUGUAAGAAAAAAUUAAUUGACCGUCUUUUGGUUUUGUGAUUGUGUACAGGAGGUACUGAUACAUUAUGCAAAUUGUGCUGUAAAGAAAUGGCUGUUAUCCCUCCUCCUCCCCGUGUGGAAAUAUAUUAAAUAUGAGUACAAAUCAA
Molecule: messenger RNA, 16655 nt
Organism: Nerophis ophidion (straightnose pipefish)
Lineage: Eukaryota; Metazoa; Chordata; Actinopteri; Syngnathiformes; Syngnathidae
Gene: pcloa
Product: piccolo presynaptic cytomatrix protein a
Exons: 28
Coding region: 225-14966 (4913 amino acids)
Biological process (GO): protein localization to synapse; presynaptic active zone assembly
Cellular component (GO): GABA-ergic synapse; axon; membrane
Molecular function (GO): protein binding; metal ion binding; structural constituent of presynaptic active zone
Source: RefSeq, a predicted model, not a curated record